Molecule: messenger RNA, 4500 nt
Organism: Nymphaea colorata (pocket water lily)
Lineage: Eukaryota; Viridiplantae; Streptophyta; Magnoliopsida; Nymphaeales; Nymphaeaceae
Product: pentatricopeptide repeat-containing protein At1g63080, mitochondrial-like
Exons: 2
Coding region: 69-3206 (1045 amino acids)
Molecular function (GO): protein binding
Source: RefSeq, a predicted model, not a curated record
CUUCCUCAUGAGCAGCCCGCAGAAUCACAUCUCUCUCCCUCUCUCUCUCUCCCUCCUGUGCGGCGCAGAUGCGGACUCUCAGAGCAAGAGCUUCCGCUUCCGUGCUCAGACACCCGUGCGUUCCUUCCCGCGCCUCCAAAAAGCUAGGUUUCUGCGGCUGCCAUUCUUCCGGCGCCCUUGACGGCGACGAAUCGGCGUCGGAUCCCAAAAACGGCGUGAAAUGGGCUGAUGAGAUCUGCGAUCUCCUCCGCCACCGCAAAUGGCAAGACCUCCUGAAUUCCUCCUCCAAUAUCCGAUCGCGACUUCGGCCGGAUGUCGUCGAGAACGUACUCCUUCGCAACCAGGUGUCCGAUCAUUAUCGCCUUCUCGACUUUUUCAAUUGGUCCGAGCAGACGAUGGGUUGCCCCCCAACCUUGGCUUCCUUCUCCUUUCUUCUCGUUUUCUUGAGCAGUUCUUCUAUGUUCAGUCUUGCGCGAACCGUCGCCGAACGGAUGCUCCGUGCGUACGAGCGAGCCGGUCCCGGUGCGAUCCUGGAAUCUGUCGCCGGAGCUAACGCCAAAUUCGGAUUGAACGCCGUGGCGUUUGAGACACUAAUGGAUGUGUAUGUGGGCUCUGGUAGGAUGGAUGAUGCCGCUCGAGCUCUGCACGAGUGCAGAAAGGGGGGGUUCGCGCCUGGUCUGCGUUUCUGUAAUUCGCUUAUGGGAUCGACUCUUAAGGUUAAUCGGAUGGACAUAUUUUGGAAGGUUUAUGAUGAUAUAGUGGGCCUGGGGGUGGAACCCGAUGUCUAUACGUUCACCAUUCUGAUCAACGCGUUUUGUAAGAUUGGGCAAGUUGAUGAGGCCAGGAGGAUUUUUGCGGAGAUGGAAAGGAAGGGAAUCGAACCAAAUGCAGUUUCUUACAAUUCAUUGAUCGGCGGCUUGUGUCGGGCAGGCGCCAUUAAUGAAGCUGUGGUGCUGAAGAAGAAGAUGGAGGAGAAGGGUUUGGUUGCUGACGGUUACACGUAUGGUACUCUUGUGAAUUGGUUGUGUAAAGCGAAGAGAUCGAAGGAAGCGAAACUCUACCUAAAUGAGAUGCAAAGUAUAGGUCUGAAGCCGAAUUCCGUUGUUUAUACGUCCUUGAUAGAUGGACUGAUGAAAGAUAGGGACGUUGAAGAGGCAUUUAGGAUUUGGCGUGAGAUGGGGGAAGCCGGAGUACAAAAGAAUGGCGUUACAUAUAAUAUCAUUAUCAAUAGUGCUUGUAAGAUUGGGAGAAUGAAGGAAGCCCAGGAACUCUUGAACGAGAUGAUAGAGAAGGGGUACAAGCCGGACACUUUAACUUAUAACUCCCUCAUCGAGGGUUACUGUUACACGAAGAAUUCUUUGAAGGCGCUUGAAGUGUUUGAUGAAAUGAAGAAGAUGGAUAUUCCUCCGAAUGUGGUAACUUAUAGUAUCUUAAUCAAUGGGCUAUGCAGAAAUGGGGAAUCGAAACUAGCUAGUGGUGUUUUGGAGGCGAUGGAGGGAUCAUCAGUAAGGCCCAAUGCUGUUACCUACACAACGCUUAUUGCUGGAUAUUGCAAGGAAGGUAAAAUCGAAGAGGCUCAGAACAUUUUUAGUAAGAUGCCUGGAAGCGCUGUUCCCCCUGAUGUGUUUUGCUUCAAUGCUCUUAUCAACGGCUUGUGCAAAGUGGGAAAAAUGGAAGAAGCAGUUGCUUAUCUGAAAGAAAUUGUACAAAGAGGAUUGACACCCACUGUGUAUACGUAUGGUCCUCUAGUUCAUGGUUACUGUAAGGCUGGGCAAAUGGAUGAGGCUGAUGGAGUAUUUGAGGAUAUGAUGGCUCGGGGAUUAUCUCCAAAUGAAGUUAUCUAUACUGCCAUUAUAGGCGGGCACUGCAAAUCGGAGAAUAUGACAAAAGCAUUUUCUAUUUUCCGUUCAAUGUUUGCCAGAGGCAUCGUUCCUGGAGUGCAGAUCUACAGUGUCUUGAUACAUGGCCUUGCUAAGAUUGGGAAGAUGAAUGAGGCAUUGAAGAUAUUUGCUGAACUGAAUGAGAAAAACCUCGCUCCUGAUGUUUACACUUACACAGGUCUGAUAUCUGGAUUUUGCAAGCAGGGUGACAUGGAGAGAGCCUUUCAGUUGCAUGAUGAGAUGCUUGUCAAGGGAGUAUAUCCCAAUAUCGUCACAUAUAACGCUCUUAUUGAUGGCCUCAUGAAGUCAGGUGACAUUGCAAGAGCUAAAGAAAUAUUAGGAAACAUUAAAGAAAAGGGCAUAAUACCAGACAAUCGGACGUAUACAAUAAUGUUUGAAGGUUACUGCAAAUUAAAAAAUCUUUCAGAGGCGUUGAUGCUGUAUGAGGAGAUUGUAUCAGACGGCAUACAAUUGGACCAGUUUGCAUAUAACGCGCUUAUUCACGGCUGCUGCAUGGAAGGAAACAUGGAGAGGGCUCAUGAACUGAUUCAGGCCAUGUCGCACAAAGGAUUCGCAAUGACGACUUGUUCUUUCAACACACUAAUAGGUGGUUUCUGCAGGCUUGGGAAGCUUCAAGAGGCUGCACAGUUACUCGAAGAGAUGACAACGAAGCAGGUUGUACCUGAUGAAAUGACCUACGGAACUCUGAUUAAUGGCUACUGCAAAUCAAGCAACAUGCAGGAAGGCUAUCGCCUAUUUAAAGAAAUGCAGGAGAGAGAAUUAGUGCCCGAUGCUGUUGUCUAUACCUCCCUUAUUGAUGGAUAUGUUAAGGUUGGAAGCAUGGAGCAAGCUUUUAGUUUGAUUGAUGAAAUGUUGCUUAAGGGUUGUAAAGUCGAUGAAGCUGUUUGUUCUGUUCUUAUCCGUGCUUUAUGUCUGGAAACAAACUCCAUUAAGGCCUUGAUGCUCUACAAUGAGAUCUUAACAAAUGACAUCAGACUGAAUAAGGUUCUAUAUGACCAAUUCAUUGGUGUUCUUUGCAGCAUAGGAGAAAUCUCCAAAGCUUUUGAGUUGUUUAAUGGAAUGGGGAAGCAUGGAAUCGAUCCUGAAAUGACUGCAUAUAGAACCUUGAUUCAAGGCUUCUGCAAAGCAGGUGAUAUGGUUAAAGCCUCUGGACUUUUCCAGAAAAUGAUAGAACAAGGAUUUACACCUGAUGAAGCUACUUUGAGCAUAAUGGUUGAUGGUCACCAUAAAAUGGGCAAUAUUAGUGAAGCUGAGAAUAUAGCAAAGCAAGUUACAGAGGAUGCUGCUUGCGGGGGUAACUCAUAGCACCGUUCACUUGCUGCUUGGAUGGCAUUUGGAAGACCUUGGUACCCAACCAUGGCGACAUAAUGUGCUGGGAAAUCUACUAGCUAAUAGCUCAAGCGUCUUUGGAGCCUAGAAAGUAUGCCAUGGAGAUAACACUUUGUCGACUUGCUCUUCAACAUCAUUGUGGUCAUCCUACCUUCAUUUGCCACUUGUCAGCCUAGCUAUGCAAAGAACGCAGAAGAUAAUUUGGAGACCAUUGCAGUUGCUGGCUAUGGAAAAUAUCAGGCAUUUGAAUUACCUGUUAGCUGUACAUAUGGUAAUUUAGUCGGCAGAAGUUUUCUAGCAUCUAGAGUGGAUGUGCUCAACUUAAACAACGCGAUGAUCAACAGGUUGCAUACAGCCAUGCGUGGCUGUUGGUUAAGGGUCAAUAUCUUCUGUAAGUGAGAGAUCGUAAAGGUUUAGAGGAUGAUUAGUUCUACACUUAAGUGAGUUUCAAGGAUGGGAAGAGAAUUUGCUCUUCAUGUCUCCUGGUCCUCUUCAUCCUUAUAUCAGUAAUAUGGCCACUAAAAUGGUUCAGACAAUGGUGUACAAUUGCAGAACAUUGACUGCUGCCGCAACAUGCAUCUUGGGUCCUUGCUCUCUGUUGGCUAUUCCAAUUACUGUGGUCAGAGAUGAUUAAUGGAUAAAAGUAGGUGAACGACAAGAACCAAUGUGGAACUCUUGUGAUCCGUUGCCCGUACCAUCCGUUGAUCAUAGGUCAAGAAGCGAUUAAAGCAGAUGUCAGAACCAUCACUGAAAUGGUUCAGACAAGGCACAAGGGUGUACAAUUGCAAAACAGUGAAUAUGCUGCGGCAACAUGCAUGAUGCAUCUUGGGUCCUUACCCCUUGCUCUCUUUAGGCUGUACCAUUUGUUGCGGUUAGAGAUGAUUAAUGGAUGAAAGUAGAUGAAUGACAAGCACUAAUGUGGUAUUCUUGUGCUCUAUUGGCCGUAUCAUUUGUUGAUCAUAGGAUGAGAAUGGAUUAAAAUAGAUGAACGUCAACCAAGUAUGAAGUACCUAGGUUGUACAUAUGUAGCAGCUGGGAGAAGAUACUUGAAGAGGGAGGUGGGAGAGUGGCUUCCUAUAAGAAGUGAUGGUUGAUAAAAUCCUCCUGUAAAACAUUCUUGUGAUAACUUUGGUAUGAUAAGAUCUAUUAACUGGAACCGCAUGUACUUGGGAAAUAUUACACUGUAACUGCGAAUUGUUUGUGGCGGGUCUUCCUGCCUUGUCCUGCUGUGCAUUUCCUUGCUAAUUGAAGCUUUAUUUUUUAUAUUUCA